GUUGAUCUUGUCAAUUGCAAAUUGAGGGCUGCUAUAGAACUGGGCCGGGCUGAAAAUUCAUGGGCCUGGCCGUUGGUGCUAGCAAUGGUUACAUGAAUGGGCCCGCAUUAGAGGUGCCCAUAUUUGAUAUUUACCUUUUCGGAUUUUCCCGGGAAAGUUCUGGUUCGGAGGUUUAGGGUUUUGUCCGUGAAGAGCAGCGCCAACACAUCGAUGGAUGAGAGAGAAGUGACAGAACCGCGGAGCAGAGGCGUUGGUCCGCCCACAGCGUUGGCGUACCUCGACCCUCAGUAUUGGAAUGAGCGAUUCUCUAAUGAAGAUCAUUACGAAUGGUUCAAAGACUACUCCCAUUUUCGGGAUCUCAUUCAACACCAUGUCAAACCCAAUUCUUCUAUACUGGAGCUGGGUUGUGGAAACUCUCAGUUGUGUGAAGGGAUGUACAAAGAUGGGAUCACUGAAAUAACAUGCAUUGAUCUGUCAGCUGUUGCUGUGAAGAAGAUGCAGAAACGGUUACUAGCCAAGGGAUAUAAAGAGAUUAGAGUGUUGGAAGCUGACAUGCUAGACCUGCCCUUUGGCAAUGAAUGUUUUGAUGUUGUCAUUGAGAAAGGAACCAUGGAUGUAUUGUUUGUGGACAGUGGUGAUCCAUGGAGCCCACAGCCUGCAACAGUAGCUAAGGUAAUGGCAGUGCUUCAAGGUGUCCACAGGGUUUUAAAACCAGACGGCAUUUUUAUCUCCAUUUCUUUCGGCCAGCCACACUUCAGGCGUCCACUAUUUGUUGCUCCAGAGUUUACCUGGUCCUUUGAGUGGAGUACUUUUGGUGAUGGAUUUCACUAUUUCUUUUAUGUCUUAAAGAAGGUUUGCCAACAGAAUGCUACAAACUCUAUUGUUCUGUAUGUGUUAUUGCAUAGCACUGCGUUUAUAUCAUUGAAUGAUGUUUUGAACUUUUACCACUAUUCAUGGCAAUAUCUUCAUUUUCUACGUGGUCUCAUUCUUAAAAAGUAAAAAUUCGAUUUCUUCCUUGAAAUGCUAUGGCAGACAACAUAGAAUGAUUCCAAUUUUUUGGUCUGCAAAAUUGCUCUGCAAGUCACUUGACUGCUUUUGUCAUGCAAAUGAUAAUUCUACUUUUCCUUCCUUAUUUUUUUUAAGGGAAAGAGAUCAUCAAAUGGUGUAGAAUCUUGCAAGAAGUUCGACACACCGUCUAUUUGUUUGUUUCAAGAUGAAUUAGAGAAUGAAGAUUAUCUCUUUCGGACCAACAUUGAGGAGAUGGAAAGUCAAAAGAGUUAACCCAGGAGGCAGCUUUGUAUGCUAAAAGGCAUCUCUUUCAAGCGAUCGCACAAAUUGUCAAAGGCAUGCUCCAUUCUUCGGGGCCUCCCCAGUCUCCACAAUGGGAAAGAUUGUGUGCCAAAUCUUUCUUCUGGGUUGCCCAACUGCUGGCUGUAGCCUCCCCAAUCCCCUCUGCUCAUCUUUUGCACAAGACUUUGGUCUUGUAGUUUUGAUUUUGUUAAACCUCAAUCUGAAGUUCAAAUUUACCAUUAUGUUCAAAUUCACCAUUAUGUAAGUCUUCAAAAUUGUUCAAUGCUAAGAAGAUGCUGCAGUGGGGUUGAGACCUCACUUAAUGA
Molecule: messenger RNA, 1616 nt
Organism: Malania oleifera
Lineage: Eukaryota; Viridiplantae; Streptophyta; Magnoliopsida; Santalales; Ximeniaceae
Exons: 6
Coding region: 211-999 (262 amino acids)
Source: RefSeq, a predicted model, not a curated record